AUGGUCCCUACAAGUUCGCCCUUCCAGAGUUGGAUACUGGAAGAGCAUGUGCCGACGGUGAAAAUACCGGCGCACAUUACUUACGAUGGCACCUCGAACCUAAAGAACCAUAUUGCCUCCUAUGAGAGGCACAUGUAUCUUAACCCCAGGUACAAGGCUACCUGGUGCAAGUACUUUCCAACUACCUUAAAAGGUGUUGCACAAUCGUGGAUCACCAUAGGGGUAAAAGAAGGCUCUAUUUCUGGUUGGAAUGAUCUUUCCAACAAAUUCAAGAGCAAAUUUUCUAUCGCUAACCGCCGAGAAAAGACAACUGCAGAGCUGAUGGGUCUGCAGCAAGCCGAAGGCGAAAGCCUCCGCGAUUAUCUGACUCGUUUCAGCGAGUCAUCCAGAAUUACAAGUCUGGAUCAAGGCCUUGUCGUGUUUACACUACGGAACGAUGUCCGAGGUUCCGGCGUCGAGGAAAGGGAAGGCCAAGGCCUUAGAACCGUCCUCGGCCGCCAAGCCGAAAAAAGAAAAGUUCGUCCCUACGCUGGGCGAUACGAUUCAUACACUCCCCUUACUCUUCCUCGUGCUAAGAUCUACAUCACGACAAAGGACGAGAGGAGAUUCAAGAAGCCCCGACCAUUGCCACCAUGGCAUCAGCAGAAGGGCAAGGACCGAUGGUGCGAGUUCUAUGAAUCUCCUAGACAUCGCACCGAGGACUGCCUUCAGCUGAAGGAUCAGAUUGAAGAUUUGGUUCGGAAGGGCUAUAUGAAGAAAUACCUCGCGGAUCGCCGCGAGGAAAAGAAGGCCGAGAGAGACUCUCGGCAAGACCUUGACUUUCUCCGGAAAAAAGAUAAGCAGCAAGACAAGGACACCCUUGACAUUCUUGUUAUUUCUGGAGGAGUAUCUCGGAGCGCAGUGAAGCGCCACUUGAGGGGUCUGACCCACCAAAUCAACCAUGCUGAGCUCCAGGCGCCUCAGUCUCUGGUGCCGAACAUUCUGUUCACAGCCGAAGACUGUGAGGGGGUGGUGUAUCCCCAUGAUGACCCAUUCGUGAUAGUAAUGGGUAUUGCAAACUGCAACGUCUGGCGAACCCUCGUCGACGGCGGUAGCAGGCGAAUAUCCCUUUCAGGGAUCAUUUGA
Molecule: messenger RNA, 1125 nt
Organism: Chenopodium quinoa (quinoa)
Lineage: Eukaryota; Viridiplantae; Streptophyta; Magnoliopsida; Caryophyllales; Amaranthaceae
Exons: 2
Coding region: 1-1125 (374 amino acids)
Source: RefSeq, a predicted model, not a curated record